CCGUGGACAGGGCAGGGGGCGGAGCUUGGCAGUAGAGUAGGAAGAAGGGGACGGUGGACGUCACGUUGUUGUUGUUGUUUAGGUGGAGGUUUGACGGCUGCAUCGGCCUCCGGGAAGCCCAAUCAUCGAGGAGAGCCACAGAGUGACCCGCUCGUUAACCGAAAUUACGAGGAGUCGCAUCUGAAAGCUGCUGCAUCGAGUGGUACCAGACCGAAACGGCCACAAUGAAAUGGAUGUUCAAAGAGGAUCACUCCCUCGAACAUCGAUGCAUCGAGUCUGCCAAGAUCCGCAGCAAGUACCCUGACCGGGUCCCGGUGAUCGUGGAGAAGGUGUCCGGGUCACAGAUAGUGGACAUUGACAAGAGGAAGUACCUGGUCCCGUCUGACAUCACGGUGGCGCAGUUCAUGUGGAUCAUCAGGAAGCGCAUCCAGCUGCCAUCUGAGAAGGCCAUUUUCCUUUUCGUGGAUAAGACGGUGCCUCAGUCCAGCAUCACGAUGGGGCAGCUGUAUGACAAAGAGAAGGACGAGGACGGGUUUUUAUACGUGGCGUACAGCGGCGAGAACACCUUUGGUGUUUAAAACUCGGCAGAGCAACGGAGACCUGAAAACUACCCAGAUCCAGUCCCGCAGCCCCUGCAGGCAGAGAGGGAAACCCUGUAGAGAUGGAGGAACAGGACUGAAGAACAGCGGCGGCAGUGUGUGUGUGUGUUUGUGUGUGUGUUCACCUUCCUAGAGUCGGUUUUAAUCACAUUUAAAUCAUUUUUAGUUUGUUGUUGAGUCGAGUGUUUUCAGAAGAAACUUUGUGAAUAAUUUUCUUGCCUUUUUUUUAAGUGGCACGUGCGCCUGACUCUGUGUGUGUGUGUGUGUGUGUGUGUGUGUGUGUGUGUGUGUCUUGUGGAGUUUUAGUUUUUUCUUAAAGAUAUUUUAAUUUAAAUAAAGAGAAUUGUUUUAUUGAUUUGAAGGUGAGGUAGCUGGAUGACCUAACCAAUAAAAACCCAAAGAAAACUCA
This is a messenger RNA of Nothobranchius furzeri (turquoise killifish), 1008 nucleotides long. RefSeq names its product gamma-aminobutyric acid receptor-associated protein-like 2. The record is from RefSeq and is a predicted model, not a curated record. NCBI's taxonomy places the organism in Eukaryota, Metazoa, Chordata, Actinopteri, Cyprinodontiformes, Nothobranchiidae. Gene Ontology annotation, cellular component: autophagosome membrane; cytosol; autophagosome. Gene Ontology annotation, biological process: autophagosome assembly; cellular response to nitrogen starvation; autophagy of mitochondrion. Gene Ontology annotation, molecular function: ubiquitin protein ligase binding.